Botrytis fragariae is the source of this 1335-nucleotide messenger RNA. RefSeq lists its product as uncharacterized. NCBI's taxonomy places the organism in Eukaryota, Fungi, Ascomycota, Leotiomycetes, Helotiales, Sclerotiniaceae. The record is from RefSeq and is a predicted model, not a curated record. The transcript has a single exon. The coding region runs from base 1 to 1335 and encodes 444 amino acids.
AUGAGCAAUAACUUCCCAUACAACGGCAUUCUCCCAUUUACAUACCAAGCAUCUGAGAUUCUCUUCGCGGACUGGAUAAAUCUAUUCACACUCUGUCUCGCCCCCCUCAUUGUUCACAUAGUUGCCGGAGUUCCAUCGCCCGUCUAUCUCUCUAGCCCACGACCUCGUUGGCACGAGCGGCUCGGCCACUAUAAUCCUACUUCGAUACUAUGGCGUUACUUCUCCAUCAUCGAUCGACGAGCACGAUCGCGUGCAUGGAAUUCUGCAGAUAUGGCAGCUAGUAAUGCACAUUUCUGGACUUCAAGUGGUUGGGAUGGCUCGGAAAAUAUGAUGCGGAAAAGUCGACGCUUUUGUUCUCGCAUUCCUAGUUCUCCGCAUGCGGUUUGGGUUUCGAAGACCUCAGCUGAAACAGUAGCGACUGUAUUGCAAGGGCUGCAAGCUAUUUGGCAAUUAGUCGGAGGAUUGAGCGGGGGUGGCUAUUCUAACACUAUCUCAUUGGGAACGGUUUUUGCACCCCUAGCUAUAUGCGGAUUAAUAAGACUACCAGCGGCAGUCUGGAUAUCUGAUGAUUAUUCGUACGUGGAUGUGGAUGUCGGUGGCGAUAGUGAUCGAGAAACGAAAAUUUGCGACGGAUACAGCCUGGCUAGCACACUAAAACGGCGCAAAUCACCCACAAGUCGAACGCUUCUCAGCUUGGGACUUCUCGAACCAUUCCCAGUCCACUCGCUUGAUCUCCACUCUCCCCGCAGCUGGCGUGGUAUAAUUGUACGGAUCCUCUGUCUGCUUCCGUUACUUGCUCUACUGGCCCUAGCGCUCCUAUAUCUAGUACCUUAUAACACUUCAUCUUACCCUCUGAAUAUCUUCUUCACACUUACUCAAUUCCUCGUCGUCAUAUUCUUCACCAUCUUCCUCGUCUGUUCAAUCCCCAUCUAUACAUUCUAUUUUCUGACCAAUAAUUCCACCACCACUAUCAUCCCAUGUAUAACAAGUCUCUGGUACAAAAUCUACACAGCCCUUUUAUUCGCCUGCAUGCUCGUCCUCGUCUGUGUUGCGGGCCUUGAAACUCGAGCGACCCCGUGCGGUCUCUAUACUACUACACCGCCGGGUUUCUUUGAUAUGGUGGUUUGUGGAGGUCUUAGUGUAGCUCGGAAUGGGGCUGUGGAGGGGAUACCGUCUGGACUGCCGUUUGGAGUUGCCUGGAGGAAUAGUACGAGUGAGGAGGUGGAGGGUGGAGUGUUUUAUGUGGGGGAAUUUGAUGGGUGGUGUAAGAUUGGGAUGAAGGGUGAUACAGUUGAAGCCUUUAUGCCUGUUAAUUUGUCGACGUUUGGUGGGUGA